AUGAUAUAACUUGCUGCUGUAUUAGGCUUAUUAGGUUUUGAACCUGCUGGACAAUCUAGAUUGAAUAGUCUUUUACCUGGAGUAACUUGUGAUGGAGCUACUGCAUUUAGAGAUGCAGUUAUCAAAGGAAAUUAGUUAAUGUUAUAACUUUUUGCUUUGUUUUGUAAAGAAGGAAUAAAUUAAAAAUUUUAAUUCGUUCAUGUAGUUCUCACAGAUGGAGAAGAUAACAAAUCUUAAAUUAGUUUAUAAGAAUUUCUUAGAUAUUAAUAAUACCUUGAAUAAGAACUUCCAUAAAAUAUACUUUAAACAUUUUAUAUAGGUGUAAAUGUAGAGAACAAUACUACAGUUUAAAAAGAAAUGUAAGCAAUUUUAAGAUGUAGUGGCAAAUCUGCUUCAUAUUAUCCAAUAAGCAGUAAUGAAAUUAAUGAAAUCUUUUAAAAAAUUUAAAUGUAGAUUGGUAUUAGAAUCUAAGAAUAAGGACUUAUAAUUGCAAACAAUUAAGCUAGAAUUGCUUUAAGAUAAUAAACUUAUGAACCAGUUGUGUCAAUGUAAAUUAAUAACUAUAUUGUACUUUUCACUCUUGAUGUAUCUGGAUCUAUGAAAAAUAAUUGGUAUAAGGUUUGUUAUGCUGUCAAAAAUUUUCUUGGUAUUCUAGGAUAAAAUGAUCUAGUCUUAGGGAUUAUUUUCAAUGAUGAAGUAAAAGUUUUAACAGCUAAUCAAUAACCAACAACUAAAAAGGUUAAAUAGCCUUCUCAACCUCCAAGAAAACCUUCUUACUAAUCAAGGUAAGUUGAUUAAACAUCAGAAAGUUGUUGUUGCUAAAUUUUUUGA
Molecule: messenger RNA, 831 nt
Organism: Paramecium pentaurelia
Lineage: Eukaryota; Ciliophora; Oligohymenophorea; Peniculida; Parameciidae
Source: the annotation of a GenBank genome assembly